Molecule: messenger RNA, 9528 nt
Organism: Amoebophrya sp. A120
Lineage: Eukaryota; Dinophyceae; Syndiniales; Amoebophryaceae
Source: the annotation of a GenBank genome assembly
GCAAGGUUGUGAAAAAUCAAGCGAAUUCUGUCUGUACCCCUCCCAUUACGAGGAUCAAGUCUUGAUGAUUCUUAGUUUGUGAUCAUCUUUUCCAGAAGUAUUUACUUGUACUUCUAUUUAGAUUCAUCUGCUCGACUGCACCGGCCCCUUGUUGAGAUACAUACCUAGGAGCCUUGGUGCUUGCCGGUUCAGAGCAUAUAGUGAGCUUGUUGUACUUCAAGCCGUCUAUAUCUAUGUACUUCUAGUUUGUCGAUAUUCACAUCAUGAUUUUGUCUGGUGGAAGCGAAGUAUUUUCCGGGAGGGGCAGUUGUCAAGGACGAAUACUACACACGAAUUAGGAGCAGAAAAACACAAGUGGACAAAAAGACACUUUUCUGGUUCAUGGCCCGUUGCCAGGUUUUCCCAUUCUUGCGCAGUCACGAUGCCUGAGGAGUCCGCUUCGCACACUGCAUCUUCAAGAACCCUGAGCGAAGCAAUUCUGAAAACGGCAAGCAAGCAGAACGCAUCGACCAGCACGACCACGAUGGCGCCGCUCCAAGAAGGACAACAGGGCGAAACGUCAGCCUUUUCCUCCCCCACGUCCACACCGGCACAACCGCCCCGCAGCAAUGCUGGUGGCCGGACCCCAAGUAGUUCCUCAACCUCCCGCGCCGGCGCGGCACUUUUGCCCAACCCGUGGCGUGGACGCAUGGUCCAGACACAGCACGACGGUAACAAGUGGGGACUGGUGGUUUUAGAAGAUGAGGAUAACGACACGCUGCACGUGCAAAUUGGUUACGUGUCGCUCUGCUCCGCCCGAACUCCGCCGGCGUCGCCGAGUAGGAGGCCGAGCAAGGAAAACUCAAGGCGGUCGAGUAGAUCCAGGGCGGGGUCGGCCGGCGGGGGGAAUGGGACGCCGACUGCAGUGAGUAAAAGCAGUCGGAGACCGUCGGAGGUACUAGGUGCAAGAACCCGGUGAAGUUUGUGCCGGAACACUUUUUUUAAUUUUCCUCGUGCCCUGGCGUGUCGUUUGGAUUGCUACAACGUUGCCGCACCGACUCAUACAUAAACAAUGUUGAACACCUACACAAACUCAAAGACUGAUAGUGCGAAAAUGUUUCUAAGUAGUCCGAGGAAAAAACACAUCAAAUCAGGACCAAACCGACACAAUUUUCAACGAGCCCACGGCUGGUGAGAAAGAGGAAGUCGUUCUGGUCAGCAAGAAAAAGAUACUCAAUUCUUCCUACGCACCGCUCGGGGUUUGCCUCUACACGAAAGUCGGAAUAGGUGUGCUAGUCGGUUUCCGGCCGGAAAACGACUGCCACAUACUGCGAUUACCGCACAGCAGCACCACAGCUUACCUGCAACGGGACCAGUUGGUUGGGAUAAGUCCCGCGUGUCCGGAACUUCCGGUGACAACGCCCUACGGGGUAGGCAUCUGCGUGCGGAAAUCGGAGAGUUAUGACACGUAUAGAAGAAGUCGGCUUUUGCUCUAGGACGAGCUGUAGCUGCGAAUUUAUUAAAUCGUUCCCUCUCCUUUGCAAAAUUUCUUCCCCAGGAAGUUGAACUUCGAGAUGGAGAUCGUCUUCGUCAAGUUGUUCCACAAAUGAAAUAAUGCCUAAACGAACCUACAGAUGGACCAUAAAGCUGAAUCACCACGAGCACGGCGGGACGGCGUACCUGAAGGCGGACAAGAUCAACUGUGACGCACGCUUUGUCCCACUGGUCGAGGCUGGAAAGCGGAAAUGGAAGCGCAAACAGUGGAAGACCUACACGCUACUCGCGAAACUGCAAAAAGUCGCACAGGAGUCGGGCGUCAUCGAAAAAAUCACCACGGCGUAUGAGGAAUCCUCCGCCGAGUUCUCGUCCGUCUACGACACGGCCAAAAAAGCCUGGGACACCACCGUUGACGUCGUCGAGAAAGAGGUCGUGCUCCCGACGAUAGGGGAGACUUUGACAGGUGGAUCUCCUACUACUUCCCCAGGCAAAGACAGCGAAGUUGUAGACAAAAGCGCAGCAGCACCGGACGGCAAUGUCGACAACCAGGAUCCGCUUGUCGCGUCCACAUCCAAAUCGCCCUCCCCCCCAGAGUCCGGAGAGGAAAACGCCUUCAAAACGCCGCCCAUAGACGACAACGAGCUGCAGUCCGCCGAGGAGUCCUCGCCGGAAGAGAACGACGACGGUACCAUUGUCGACGGCCAAUUUGUAUGCAUUGCAAAAGUAUCGUCCUAUUUCAAGUAUCAUGAAGCGCAUUACAAAUUUGCUCAACACGACAAAUAGAAUUUGUCGUGCUAAAUUGCCUAAGUACCCUGAUUUGUAAUGCAAGUCUGGCAUUUAUACGACUGCGAUACUCUUGCAGUCCAUAAUUUGCCGACGCGCAGCAGGGGGACGAGGAAUUUGUCAAAGCGCAAAAGUACGUCGAGGAAGAGGCAGACCGGCUGAAAAAAUUGGCGGAAACGAAGCUGGAGGAGCACGCGGACAUUGUCCAGGAGGUGUACAGCCAGAUCGACAAGUUGGAACACCAGAAGGAGAAAAUGUUGGAGACCAUGGCGGAAUUUGGGGAAAAGGCAGCUUUGGAAAUUGGGAAGGACGAAGACGUGAAGGAAGUGGUGAAAUUAGUGGAACAGGCGAAAGAUGAAGCGGCGCAAGUAUUUUUUAGCAUGUAAUUACGGAUUUGUUAUGCUUGCUGCGAGUGCGAUGUCAUCGAUCGACAACCACGAACUGCAGGUGCAGGUGAUAGGAACCGUGUUUCAACAGAGAAAUCAAACGAAUUUGCUUUUGCAUGGUUCGCAAGAUCAUGCAAAAGUCCAAAAAUCAUGCCACCCGCUACGAGAAGCGGACACAAAUACCACGUAGGAAUAUAGUGCUCAUGAAGAACCGCGAAAACAACAUCCAAAUCAGGUCCUCGCCUCCGAACUGGAGAAGGGCGCGAAGGUGUACGAGUCCUCCAAAAUGGCCAACCUGGUCAACGAAACCUCGAAACGCCUCCAAGAAAAGCUCGACUAUGCAUUGCAAAAGUAUCGUACUCGUAUAAAUGCGAGUCUAGCAUUACAGAUCUGCUUUCUUACCUGAAUCUGCAUGACAAAUUUCACUUUUCUUCUAUGAAAAAUUUGUCAUGCAAUUCAUACUAGUACGAUACUUUUGUAUUGCAUAUCGACAAGCUGUCUGCGAUUUCCGGACAGAAGUUGGAAGAAAUCUCCACCACGCCGGAAGCGAACCAGCAGGGCCAGCAGCUGAACAAGGGACUGCAGGUAUCCUGUGUAAAAACGUCCCCACCCCAGAGUUGUCAUGCAAAUGCGCAAUGACAGAAACGCUUGUAAUGCGCAUCUCCUUGAGAGGCAUUUCCAGUCGUAUUUUGGAAUUCGUAAUGCUGUAAACAGGAUGAGCAAGUGGCUUUCUCAUGCGGCUUUCCUUGCUAACCAGCACUACACUGCAGAUAGAAACUUGUCAUGCAGAAGUCCCAAAACUUGGAAAUUUGUGUUGCAGGUUUCCCAUCUUAGAUCUGUGAUGCUUCGGAACUAGCUAAACAGGAUUACCACACUACGAGGACAAAUUUGUCGUGCGAAACAAUCAAAGCUGGUUGAUUUGUCUAGCAGAUUUCCCAUCUUGACUAGGGGACUUGUCAGAUUUUGAUCCGUAGGGGGUUUUCGUAAAAGAUCCGUAGGGGUUUUCGUAAAAGAAAGUCAAAUAGAGGUAAGAUUCGGUGGAUAGGUAAGUGAGAGUCGGUUAUUCGUGUUAGGCCGUAGAAGGUUGCCACGUCGUUAGCGCAAGGUUUUGACUAGGUAUGAAAACAAAUAGCAACAAAAUAAAAGCCACAACAAAGAUACCAGCACCUCCCCGAUGAAGGGGAGGUGUUUGCAUAAUGUGCCUUUCUCUCAUUUCCAAAAUCUUAGACUCUCUUUUUUUUCUGAUUAGGGGGAAGUCCUUGCAUGAGGUCCGAGUUAAGACACAUAUGCAUAAGCUGUUCCAGGUCAAGGCAAAAGUCAUGGAUAAAAAUGCAGAGGGAGCAUAGGUGUUCUACUUGUAUGACAGGUGAUAGACCGCGUCUGCAGGUUUCGAUUAACAAAAGACUCUGAAUGCGUGGCACUAAGCCUUCAUGCGGGUAACAACAUCUGGAGAAGGAUUUACAUUUAUGGAAAAGACUUCAGCUGCAUUUUUAGAAGUGAAAAUAUGUAUGGGCAUUGGCUUGGAAGAGCAAAUAUGUAUGCAAAAGCUCCACGUGUGAAAUUCAAGAAGUGUCUUAACAACUAGAGGACGAGACUUCGCUUGGAUAUUGGGGCAAAAAAGAGAAGCAAGCGCGGAAAAGGCAAUGAAAAGAAAAGAGGCGCCAGGUACGAAUGGGUCUGCGACCUCCUUGCUAUCGUGUUGCCGCACCAUAGCGAGGUAAGUGUCAGACUCACGGAGCUAGCCUGUUUAUCGGAGCAGCAGACCAAGACUGAAGGGCUGGACGGGAAAGGUAUUGACGUUUGAGCGCUCUGCGCCUGAAACGUCACACAUAGCAACAGAGAUCAAACGGGCGCCACGAUUACAAAUUUCGCCGAUGUUGCUAUCUGGAGGCAAAUCGCAGUCGCAUCGCAACCCCGGGAGAAAAUAUCAAAGACAAAGAUGAGAAAAGGGAAAGGCACGCAACUAGGUGAAGCGCACUUUUGUGCAUCUAUUUCUCAUCGAGUCCAGCAGAAUGAGCCAAGGACACCGCCACCAAUCCGUCAGCGGCCGCCCCAGGGUGGUAGGUGUCGACCAGACCGACGGCGAUAUAUUCUGCUGGGUGUGGGAUAUAGAUUGCCAAAAGAGGAGGGAAGUAUGUCAAAAUAUGCAUGAAUUGAGUGUGACUCCCGGUAGGGAAGAGCACUAGUGAGCUUGAAUUACCUCUAAGUAUUUGAAACUACAGUUUGGCAUGCAGAGGUAAGGCAAGCUUGCGCCACCGAUCUAUGGGAGGCCCGGAUAAUUAUUGAAACUGGAAGUGAAGUUGUCAUGCAUGACUUUGUAUUGACUUGUAUGAAGAGCCUAUGCACCGUGUAGGGCUAAGAUUUGUAUGAAAAAGAAAUUUGUAUGAACGCUUCCAGGUGCGAUAAUUUCUGGUAACAUUCUAGCGGCAAUAAUAGUACCAGUCUGGGCCUCUGCAAGGAGGUAGGAAGACAUACUCGAGGCAGGGCGCCAACCUCUUUGCGUGCUAGGGCCGAGGCCCCUUUUCCUUUUCUCCAAAUUUUUUUUGCAUGCGGGUAGCCGUGUAUGUGUGUGAUGCAAAAGAACAAAAGUUGUUCGCGCGUGGGAGCGCAUUAGUAAGCACAACGGGUGGGUGCCGUUCUCACCGUAACACAAGCCCAGAACAAGAACAAGAACAAGCGAAUCCCCUCCCGCAGGCAAAAAAAAAAAAGUUUCCCAUCUUGAAUAUGGUGUGGGGACGUUUUUACGCAGGAUAGCAGGACUUCAUGGACCGGAUUGCGCAGAAGAACGCGGUGUGGCAGGCCAAGGGCACGGCUUUGUUCGGUUCGGUACAACGACGGUACUUGGCCGGCCCGGACGGGUGGAUCGCAAAGACGAGGAAAAAGUUACAACUCGUUUUAAAAGAGGACCAGCUCGGGCUGAAACAAUGGGAUUUUACCACCUACACGAACUCCUUCCAAAAACAGGCGAACGAAUUGAACACCGAGGUAACAGAAUCCGCUUUCGGAGAGCAGAAGGAACGGGCGAAAUUCACCAAGAAAGCAGUGAAUUCCGCGGCGGAGCAGCUGGUGGCGAUCGCGAAGCCAGACGAAUCCGCAGCGGAGCUGUUAGCGAAAUUGGACCGAAUGCGGGGAAUGGAUAUGCUAGAAGCGAUAGAUCUGCAGGGUAGAAAGAUGAAUGUUGUGGCUUUUAUGCCAUUAUGGUGCUCCUACAGCACCAGGACGAUCGUUGUGCCUUUUGAUGUUUGCUAUUGAUUAAUCAAUGAAUGAGGCCUGCGCUACUUCCGCUUGCGAAAAGCUUUGUUUUAACAAUCCAGCGUGUGAACAAAAAAAAAGGUAUCCUCGACAAGGCCGGCAUCCACGUUCCUUCGUAUGUGGCCACCUACUUCCAGGAAGACAACACCCCAGCGAGCACAACUUCUCAAAACGACGACGAUUUCAAGUUCGACGUGUCCACGCUUACCAACGCCAAGGGGGAAAAAGUCCUCCAGAAGGUGCUCGACGACCAAAAUCUUGUCGGAAAGGCGCAGGAAAUGGUCGGGCACGUGGAGGGGGUGCUAGAUAAAGUAUCCGACCUGGCGCAGAACAAGACGGUGCAAUCCUUGCUCCAAAAUGUGAUCGGAACUAGCAACCAAACGGAGCAGCAGAUCGCCACGUAUGGCACAGACAUGGGGGAAACGUUGAUGCAGAAACUGGAGACGAUCGACGUCGACGAGGCGCUGGAAAUGACAGAGAAGACGUUAGCGGAUCUGCAAGACCCAGUCAAGCGCGCACAGAUGGUUGACAAUUUGGUCGAUUCUGCGGUGGACGGGUUGAUGUCGCUUUUGCCAAAAAUUCACAUCGACAACAUGGAAGGGCAAAGUCACGACUUCAGCUAUCUGGUCGGAAAUAUCGACCUGGGCGGUUUCAAACUGCGCAAGGAGUGCGUCAACGUGAAGAUAAACUUUGAGACCGCCACGACGGAAAAUUUGCAGGAAGGGUAAGUUUGUAUACAUUUCACCUGGCUGCAGCACUCUAUUUGUGUUUUACGAAGAUUUUUCGUCUGCAAGGUCGUGGUGCGAGCUAAUAUGUCUCCUGUGAAGAUGCAAAGCAACCUCAUCGUUAUUGUGCAAGUAGUACGAGACUCUUACACAGUACUAGACCGACUUUAUUUAUUACGUAUCCAGGUUCGAGCUGGUUUCCCUGCACGCGUGGAACAUGUCCUGCAUCCUGGAAAAGGUGCACUUCAGCUUCGAGCAGCAGAAUUUUCCCUACCUCAAUGGCGAGGGGAUCGCGAAGUGCUUUGCCUCGGACAUUUCCCUUCGCCUCGGCUUUUCCGUCCGCUGGAAGAAUGGGGCGCCGCAAUUAUACAUGAGCCGAAGGAUGGUCGUAUCCAGGAAAAAACACCCAUCCCCAUCCCUUUUCUGCAUGACAAACACUGCAACUCAUGCAUGUUUUGCAUGACAACUUGGAUGGGACUCGGUGUUUUUUCCUGGAUAAGUCGACAUCGACUUCUUGACCAUGGAAAUCGAGGAGUCUUGGUUUUCCGCUCUGUACAAUGUUCUGAUUUCCGCGUUUUCCAACUUGAUUCGCAACUACGUCAACGACAAGAUCGAGGACCAGAUCGACCAAAAUGUCGGGCUGCUGACCGGGUCUUUGGACACACUACUCACCUACGACGCAGUGAAACCCUGGCUCGCAAGUCUAGCGCCAAGGGACAAGGACGGGAAGAUUCUCCCCGAAGUGAUACCCGUCAACGACCCGAGUAAAGAGGGUGCGGCCGACAAAAACCGGCUCCCGCUAUCCAGCGAGCGGCGCGCGCUCGCCGAGGCGAAGAAGAAGGAGCAGGAGGAGUUACGGAAGAAGCAGAAGAAACUCGGGUCGCCGAAACAAGGCGCGUUGUCGCCCUCGAGAAAGAUCGACCCCAACGCCUACUACCAGUUCAAACCGGAGGGCAGAACGGUCGGGUUCAGCGCAGGAAGUGGUGCCAACAAUUCAGGGCCGAAUUUUUCAGGUCAGCAGCAAGCGCAAGAGCGGCGGUCCGAGCAGGAGUCGCUUUCGGAUUUAGCGUCCGCCCUGGCGCAGAUGACCGUGAUGCGCUCGAUGCUAAAGUCGUUGAAAACGGGAAAACCGGUGACAAAAGGGCAAGUGCAACAGGUUCUGUUCUCCGCUCUGUUCGCGGUGGAGGACGAAGCGGUAAAGCAGUGUUUGUCGGAAAUCCACGAAAUGCUAACCAGGGUGAACAACAAAACUAGUAGUUCGUCGUCGAAACAGCCUAGUGCUUCUUCCACUUCCGGAAGUAGUACCACCGCCGACGGAGCUUCAUCCAAAGACGCAGCUGGCGGCGGUCUGUUCGGGCGUGUGGGCGGGUUUGUGAAAUCCGCUGUUUCCACCGCAAGCGCGGCAGUUACCUCCGCUUCUUCCCCCCAGCCGCAGAACGCCACUGCUGCGAGCAUGCAGGAGGUGAUCUCUGGGGAUGAGAGGAAACAGCUGAUUUUCGCGCUUGGUUUGGCGCUUUCCUUACCCAAGUUUCAGCAGCCGACUUUGCAGGUGCGGGAAAUGAACAAGAAAUGUUUAAGAAACCGGAAGGAACAGGACCCGAACAAGUUGAUUCCUCUGUCCGAACUCCGGGAGUUGACGAUUUUGUGGUCGGAUAUCCAGGAAAAAACACCCAUCCCCAUCCGAUUUGUCAUGCAAAACAUGCAUAAAGUCCACUAUUUGUCAUGCAAAAAAUGGAUGGGGAUGGGUGUUUUUUCCUCGAUAUCGGAUUUCAACCGGAAGAUGAUGGAAGAUCUGAACGCGCUGAAGGAGAAGGCGACGGAGGAAGUGGACCUGAUUGUCGUGAAAUCCGCGAAGUUCAAAACCGUUGUCGGGAACUUGAACAUCUGUCAAGACGCAUUGCUGAAAAUCAAGAUGGACCUCACUAAAUCCAGCCAGUUGCGGGACAGAAGACAGUUAGAAACGAUCAUUUUGCACUUAUUGGAUGCGAUCCGGUGUCACACCGACGGGUCGGAUUUGUUGCACGAGCUGACCGACGAACGGCAGCGGCAGAGGAGGAGCCGGGGAAGGACCGGGUCUGCAGGUAGCCAGUCCAGCAUGACGAGUCAGGCAUCCACACCCGCGGGAGGCGGCAGCCCGGUCGUGGGUGGUAUGGGAGGAAAAGACCACCAUAUGCUUCCUGGGGCUGCCGGGGGAAAGAAGUGAAGCCUUGGUUUUUGUUGUUUUCGGGGCGGAGCGAUGUCGUGAAGCAGAUUUUGAUCCUCGCGGCUCUAAUGAGAUACCGAGCUGAUGUCUGCCAUGGUGAAAUUUUGAUUUUCGAAGAAAAGACUAAAAUGAUCAUGAGUAAGUAGAGCUUCAUCUUCUGAAGACUCCUACGCGCUUUAAGCUUCUCCCACUGUUUGGUGUCGAAAAAGACUACGACCUCCAAUCGUGUUAGUUUGAAAUCGGCGCAUUUUGAUUUCUUUUCACACGAUGGAGAAAAAAGAAAAAACUACUCGAGCGCAAGAAGCGUAAGCGACGUAACAGCACCAUCACAGCCCGGGCACCUAGGGCUAGGCGUAGCAUCGCUGGACAUCAUGAACAUGUCAAGCCAGCGCUUACUAGGCUUCUCAUGCGUCAAAGAUGACUGAUCAACAUGUCCUAGUCCUCCUUGUGUGGUCUAUCGAGCUUACUUGCUUUGCUGCUUUGUCUUCUCGCGCUUGCCCAUGUCGUGUAAUAGAUUAUCGUACUAGACAAGAUUCUCAACGGUCCGCGCUCAGUUGUCGUACGAACUUGCAGAUGUCGUCCGAAAUCGUACCACAGAAUGCAUUGUCCAUUGAUUUCUUCUUCAGUCGUACACUUCAUCGUGCGCCGUCGCGAUGCAUGCGAGUCCUCACUUGUAUCGGACCCGAAGUUUCGGAGGUUCUUC